AUGCGUAGAGAUGCGAUGCCCUUAGAAAUCCAAUACCAACCAAUAAAUCUUAUAGUCGUACGGUUCGUUGGAAAUGAGUUCCCUCGAGAAGCGGCUAAUCUCCACCGUUUAAAUGCGAUUACUGUACGUCUCGGAUACCCGUUAAUGCUAGCGGCUAACUAUGCAGCUAUCUGGCUGUUAACUUUGAUAUGUGCGCAGAGAUUCCAGGCGAUCUGUCACCCAUCUAAUCCGUGGAAAUUGCGAUUAACAUGUAUACGCAGAAGUAAAGGAGCAGUUACUGUAGUAGUGGGAGCUGCGUUAGUACACAUGAAGGAAACUAAUCUUUUACUAGGAUUGAACGUGAUUCGCUUUUGGGAAAUGGAAUGGCAUGCGGACCAUGGUGGAAUUGUGAGCUCAGGAUUACGGUAUGUUACAGUUGGGCCAAAAGGAGCUAUUUGCAAUCGUAACCUUUUCAUAUAAAG
This is a messenger RNA of Strongylus vulgaris, 461 nucleotides long. Lineage: Eukaryota; Metazoa; Nematoda; Chromadorea; Rhabditida; Strongylidae. The record is from the annotation of a GenBank genome assembly.